Triticum turgidum subsp. durum (durum wheat) is the source of this 1197-nucleotide messenger RNA. The record is from the annotation of a GenBank genome assembly. Lineage: Eukaryota; Viridiplantae; Streptophyta; Magnoliopsida; Poales; Poaceae.
AUGGUGCCAGGGAGCUCCAAGAAGAAGAGGGACACGGAGAAGAGCACGGAGAAGAGCCCGGUGUCCGAACUCUCCGACGACCUCCUCGUUGAGAUCAUGUCCCUCUUGCCGUACAAGUCCACCUGCUGCUGCAAGUGCGUCUCUAGGCGAUGGCGCGACCUCGUCUCCCACCCCGACCACCGCAAGAAGCUGCCCCAGUCAACCCUCGCCGGCUUCUUCUUUGAAACAUACGACAUAGCUACCCAUCAGGGGUCUCGCGAAAGAUGCGACAUAACUAGCCAUCAGGGGUCUCGCCGCUACCAAAGUGUCUCGGGGAACUGGUGCCCUCGCAUCAACGCCUCCCUCUCGUUCCUGCCCAAAUGCGAGAGACUUGACAUUAUGGACUGCUGCAAUGGUCUCCUCCUCUGUCGCUGCUGGAAGAGCAGUGAUGGCAAGAUGAUGGAUUACGUGGUGUGCAAUCCGGCCACUGAAAAAUGGGUGGUCGUGCCUGCCACCAACUGGUCCAGCAAGCUUUGGGCCAUUCGCUUGGGGUUCGAUCCGGCCGUCUCAUCCCACUUCCAUGUUUUUGAGUUCGUACAUGCUUUUGUCUUGGAUGCAGCUGACCGUCGUAGAGACAUUGAAGUGGUGGGGGUCUACUCUUCCAAAGCUGGAGUUUGGACACAUGAAAGUACUAGGAACCUUCUAGUUGAUAUAUACUUCUUUUCACCCAGCGUAUUUUUUGGCGGAGUGAUGUAUUUAUCUUCCUAUGAUAAUUUGGUCAUAGCAGUCGACAUGGAGGGAAAAUGUAAGGUCAUUCAUACUCCUACACCACGCGAUGGUUGUGGUGCUUUUGAUAUUUCUCUAUCACAGGGACGAGUGUAUUUGGCAAAUCAUGGUGAUUCUGAAGUAUCAAUCUGGGCUCUUGAUGAUUCUAGUACAGGGAAGUGGGCCUUGAAGAACAGGGUCAGCCACUUGCAACUGUUUGAAAAAGAGUAUCCAUCAACGCAUGAUUACAAUGUUAUCAUCCACCCGGAAGACAAUGCAAUAAUAGUGCUGUGUUUACAAUUGCACAUGGGGGGCCAAUCAUUGACAAAAGUUUUGUCAUACAAUAUGGAUUCUAGGGAGCUGCAUUUUAUGUCUGAUCUUGGGUGGUAUUGCAGGAUUCCUUAUCUUUCAUAUGUUCCUUUGUUCUCAGAGUCACUCGCAGAUGCGCACUAG